CGAGGAUGCUAAACUUAUUUCGCAACUUGAAGAAAACCUAAUGCACAAGUCUAACAAUGUGCCAUGGUCAUUGCUACCUUUGCCGGCAUCAGAUAAUAUGUACUGGUUUUCUCCCAACCAAGCUUCUAAUCAAGACAUCGGAUUUGAUAUUCGCUUGGGAAGAUUACAUUCUCUUGGAUUUGUUGUAUAUUAUCGCCAAGAUUUGAAAUUUACCACGGAUUUGUCUGAACUCCUUACGGAACCAAUGCAAUUAGCAAGGCGAGAUCAAUUGCUUGACCAUAAAUUUGUCAACAUUCUGCAUUCACUUCAGGUGGCACAGUUUUACUUUUGGAAAUUGUGGAAAUCUCAAGCUUUGACAAACAAAGUUGAAUGCGGAAAGGCGGUUCGAUUAUCACAAUCACAAUCUGAGAAGAUCAGUCAGGUGAAUUCUGUUUUUCUGAAGGAUACUAAACUGGUGGAGACGGUUUUUCAUAGCGCGGAUCAAUGUUAUUUUGAUCCAGUCACUUUUUCUGCUUCUAUUGCUGCGUGGGAGGACUAUUCAUGUAAGUUGCAUAAAGAAAUAUUACUGAGCUUGCCUCAAUGGAGAGCUCAUCAAGCUAUAUAUCGUAUCAAAUUUGAUGUGGCAUGA
Messenger RNA from Hibiscus syriacus, 628 nucleotides. RefSeq lists its product as uncharacterized. The record is from RefSeq and is a predicted model, not a curated record. The transcript is spliced from 2 exons. Lineage: Eukaryota; Viridiplantae; Streptophyta; Magnoliopsida; Malvales; Malvaceae. The coding region runs from base 41 to 628 and encodes 195 amino acids.